AUGAAAUUACGCUAUCUGUUAUUCAUCAAGCUAUUCAUUCUUGUCAGGACCGAUGUGAGAACAGUUACUACACCAUGGGGUAUGGUCAAGGGUGAAACAAUUAUACCUGAAGGUGAAGAUCUUCCUCCAGUUGCCCAAUACCUCGGAAUUCCUUAUGGCGUCGCUCCUACUGGUCAGUAUCGGUUCAACAUGGCGAUUUCGGCGGCGAAAUGGACUCAUAUGCCAAAAGAUGCUCGAAAAUUGCCACUCGUUUGUAUUCAGACAGAUUUGCCCAAGCUCAGCGAAACGAAAGCUUUCAAACAUACAUCGGCACAACGAUUUGAUUUCACUCAUCGUGUUCUUCCAUUUCUCAAAAAACAAUCUGAAGAUUGUUUAUUUAUGAAUAUCUAUGUUCCAGAGCGAUUGGAAAGUUCCCAACGGGAAAACUUGCUUCCUGUGAUGGUUGUAGUUCACGGGGAUGAAUAUGGUUGGGGAGCUGGAAACGCAUUUAAUGGAAGUACUCUUGCUGCAUACGGUCACAUUAUAGUUGUAACGCUCAAUUAUAGAUUAGGCGUUUUUGGAUUUAUGGGUAGAUGUGAAACUUCUUCGUGCGCUGGUAAUAGUGGUAUUAGCGAUUUGGUUUCUUCUUUAACUAUGCUCAAUGUUAUUCUUCCAUCUUUUGGAGGCGAUCCAAAAUCAGUUACAUUAGCUGGAUGGGGUUCGGGUGGAGCUUUGGUUUCCUUGUUAAUGGCUUCUCCAUUAACUCAACCAGGAAGGAGGCUCUUCAGAAGGGCGAUUUUGCUGGACGGAACAGCUCUUUCGCCAUGGGCCAUUUCCCAAAAUCCUCAACAAUACUUUAUGCAACUUGCUCAACAGUUAGAAUGUGCCCCUUCGAAUAAGUCAUCGACAUUCAAUGACAACGUUGAUACAAUUGUGCGAUGCAUGCAAGUGCAUUCAUCUGAAAACAUCACAAAAGCUGUACAGAAAAUUGAUGUCCCAACGUUUCUUUCUGGCUUUGCACCAAUUGUUGACGGACAACUGAUUCCUAAUAAACCACAAAUCUCUUUUUCGGCUCAGUUUGGAAGUUUGUUUCGUGAAAUAGAUUUAUUGGUUGGAAUCAGUUCGAAUCCCGCUCACCGAAUGAUUUCAAACGAUGAUUUGAAAAUGGGAAUUUCGAAAGAUAAAAGAAUGAAAGUCUUCAGAUCACUAGUUCGCAAUUUGUAUGACUACCAUAGGGAAGAAAUUCUUGCCGCAAUUAUAAACGAAUACACGGACUGGGAUAAUCCAAGAGAUCAUCCAAAAUCAAUUCGGAAUGGGGUUAUUAAUGCAUUGAGUGAUGUUCUGUUCACAGCACCAUUAGUUGAGACUCUUCGAAUGCAUAGCGGAGAAGAUUCGCGCAGAGAAUCCAACACAUUUAUGUUUGCUUUUGCUCACGAGACUAGAUCAUGGAUGCAAGAACAACCGAAUAAUGGAAUUCGAGGCUCGUUAUCUGGUGACAUUGUUCCUUACAUUUUUGGUUACCCUCUAUUCCAAGGAAAUAACGACAACAUGCUAUAUUCUGGUUUUAAUUCUGAUGAUAAAGGAAUUUCCAAAGUAAUGAUGCAUUACAUCUCAAACUUUGUGAAAUCUGGUGACCCAUCAAAACCUCAAUCAAUGGCCAAAAAUUUUCCUAUGGGUGAAAGUUUUCAUUCUACUGCGUGGCCACAAUUUGAUCAACCAAAUCGAGAAGCUUACUUAGAAAUAACGGAUCGCCCACGCGUCAAAAAUUACUAUCGAAAUGCUCAAGUUGGUUUUUGGACAAGCUUUGUUCCUCAAAUACACAGAAAAGGAAGAGAUACCGAAGAUGUUCCAGAGGAGCAUCAUCUGCUCAAUGAUCAUUUUAGAAAGGAUUCAUAUUUUGGAAAAGUACGCCAAUUUUCCACAUUUGCAAAUAUGCCAUUCCCUCCCCCACCGAUGCCCCCUUCGCCACCACCGGAAGUGACAAAUAAACCAAAAACCACGAAAGCACCAUCAGCUACUGCAAACCCCUCUGAUCACGAAAAAGUCCAUUCUGGAAAUUACAAUGGGAGUGCAUUAGCAAUCACAAUACUAGUUGGAUGCGCUUUCCUACUCUUGAACAUUUGUAUUCUUAUCGCAGUUCAGCGGGCGUGUUUGAAAAGAAGACGAAAUGAAAAAAAGUUCCAACUGCAAUAUCAGACCUACAACUCUAAUCAUGGGGCAAUUCCGGAGCAAUAUAACAGCUUGAAUUCACCAUUAUCGCUAAUGCCGCCACCUCCGCCACCAUUGACUUCAAUGGGUCAUUCAAAUCACGAUGACGUCUUUGAUCGACAUCGGUUGUCAAAUGGGACGUCAAUUCUUCAUGGGACACCAACUAUGCCAAGGAGAUCGUUUCAAGAGCAGGAGCCGCUGCUAGCAGCGUCACACAAAAACUCGACAAGUAUGCGUCCGCCAACAAUCUCGCCAACCUGCCCAAGGCACGGCCGCGCUGCAUUGGCAAUGCAGAACAGCAGAGGCAACAGCAUGUCAACAACGCAAGCGCCCACAUUGGAAGAAAUACAGGUCUAA
Molecule: messenger RNA, 2544 nt
Organism: Caenorhabditis bovis
Lineage: Eukaryota; Metazoa; Nematoda; Chromadorea; Rhabditida; Rhabditidae
Source: the annotation of a GenBank genome assembly